Molecule: messenger RNA, 1554 nt
Organism: Myotis davidii
Lineage: Eukaryota; Metazoa; Chordata; Mammalia; Chiroptera; Vespertilionidae
Product: inactive N-acetylated-alpha-linked acidic dipeptidase-like protein 2
Exons: 9
Source: RefSeq, a predicted model, not a curated record
AGAAAUUUGAUACCACUGUACAAAAGCGAAGAUGACACAGAAAUUUCAAAGACAAUUAAGGCUCAGUGGACUUCUCUGGGCCUAGAAGAUGUGCAGUUUGUAAAUUACUCCGUGCUGCUGAGUCUGCCAGGCCCUUCUCCCAGCUCCGUGACGCUGAGCAGCAGUGGCCAAUGCUUUCAUGUUAAUGGCCAGCCUUGUGAUGGAGAAGCCAGAACACACCGCAGCCAAGAUCUGCUCUCCUCAUACGCAGCCUAUUCUGCCAAAGGAACUCUCGAGGCUGAAAUCAUUGAUGUGAGUUAUGGAAAUGCAGAUGAUUUAAAAAGGAUAAAAAAUAUGAGAAAUAUAACAAACCAGAUUGCACUCCUGAAAUUAGGAAAAUUGCCACUACUUUAUAAGGUCACCUCUCUGAGAAAGGCUGGAUUUGGAGGUGCCCUUCUAUAUGUUGAUCCCUGUGAUUUACCAAAGACUGCAAAUCUUGACGAUGACACCUUCAUGGUGUCGCUGAAUCCAGGAGGAGACCCUUCUACGCCUGGUUAUCCAAGUGUCGUUGGAAGCUUUAGGCAAAACCGAUGGAACCUCACCUCUCUACUAGUGCAGCCCAUCUCAGCGGCGCUCGUGGCAAAACUGAUCUCUUCGUCCAAAGAUGGGACCAAAAAUGGUGUCUGUCGCCCUCUAGAACUUCCACCUAGUGAAAAAAUAAUUGUCAACAUGCAAGUUCAGACAGUCACAACAUUCAAAACAAUUACUAAUGUUGUUGGACAUUUAAAGGGCUUGGCUUCUCCAGACAAAUAUAUCAUAGUUGGCAGCCACCAUCAUACUACAUCCAGUUACAGGGGGCAAGAAUGGGCCAGCAGCACUGCCAUAAUCACAGCUUUCAUCCAGGCCUUGAUGUUAAGAGUGAAGAGAGGGUGGAGACCAGACCGCAGUAUUGUUUUCUGCUCCUGGGGAGGAACAGAGUUUGGCAAUAUUGGCUCAUAUGAAUGGGGAGAGGAUUUCAGGAAGGUUCUGCAGAAAAAUGUUGUGGCUUAUGUUAGUCUCCAUAGUCCCAUAAGGGGUAACUCAAGUCUAUAUUCUGUAGCUUCACCAUCUCUUCAGCAACUGGUAGCAGAGAAAAAUAUUCUCAACUGUUUCAGAAGAGCACAGUGCCCAGAAUCCAAUGUCAGUUCCAUACAAAUACAAGGUGAUGCGGAUUAUUUCAUCAACUACCUUGGAGUUCCCAGUGUUCAAUUUGCUUAUGAGGACAUCAAGUCAUUACAGGUAAUUAUUUCUAAAAUAUCUAACCCCCCCCAUCCCAGACACACACAAUAUAGCAGACAUGCAGAAUUUGAUUUUAUCCUGGCUAUUUGUCUUUCUUAUCAACUAAGUCACUAUAGGAAGCUGCUUCGUUUAGAGAGUUAUUCUUGUUGUUCAGAGGCUUUGUAUCAGUAUUUGAAAACAUCAGCUCUUUUCAAUAGUGUUGAAUUCAAUUUAAAAAGAUUUAUAUUGUCACUCACAUUUUCACUGUGUGCUUUGCAACAAGAAAUUUGCAGUAGUUGGAUUAACAUCAAAACAUAA